This is a messenger RNA of Closterium sp. Naga37s-1, 528 nucleotides long. Lineage: Eukaryota; Viridiplantae; Streptophyta; Zygnematophyceae; Desmidiales; Closteriaceae. The record is from the annotation of a GenBank genome assembly.
AUGAGGACGUCUCUGGCCGCCUCUCCAGCCGGCCUACUGCUCCUCGCGCUUGCCCUCAUUUGCGCGGCAGGGAUGAUGAAGACAGCAUACGGCGGCGACCCGGCGGCCGAACCGACGACCGAACCGGAGGUCAACGCGAGGAGGGCGCUCGCGACCAGCACCAGCACCAGCACCAGCACCAGCGCCAGCGCCAGCGCCAGCACCACUACUGGGGCGGCCAGCGUGCAGGUUGCCACGGCGGUGGCGGUGGGCAAGGCGCGGCUCAGCUUCAGCACGCAGCGCUGCGUGAGAAUGCCCAAGAAGGUGCUGAAGAAUGGCGUGACAGUGUGGUGGAAGGGCAGCGGGAACUCCAACAGCACGUUGGCGUUGGCGGGUGGCCAAUGCGCGCAGGUCAAGUUCUUUGAGGAUGGGGAGGAGGGGAGGGAAGUGCAUUGCAUGACUUAUGGGGAGGAAGGGAGGGAUGGGGAGGAGAGGGAUGGGGAGGGAAAGGAGGGAGGAAAGAGGAGGAGAAGGGAAAGGAGGGGAUAA